AUGAAAGCAGUGGUUGUGCAUGAACCCGGCGGUCCAGAAGCCCUCAAAUUCGAAACACGAGAAAUACCUCAACCGAAGGUGAACCAAGUCCUCAUCCGCGUCAAAGCUUUCGGUCUCAACCGGUCAGAGAAAUGGACCCGUCAGGGCCUCUCACCCAACGUUCAAUUCCCCCGAAUCCUCGGUAUUGAAGCUACCGGUGUCGUCGAGGAAGCACCAAACGGCGAAUUCGAAAAAGGACAAAUCGUCAUGACGGCUAUGGGCGGAAUGGGUCUUUUCUUUGACGGAGGUUAUGCGGAGUACACUGUUGUUCCUUCGAAUCAGGUGCAGGCCAUUACCAACCCGACUAAGUUGGGUUGGGAGAUACUCGGUGCGUUACCGGAGAUGUUGCAGGUUUCAUACGGGUGUGUACAUCGUUCAUUGGAAGUGAAACAUGGAGACCGCGUGUUGAUUAGAGGUGGGACUACUUCAAUCGGGCUCACUGCUAUUACGCUUGCAAAGAGUUUGGGGGCACAUGUAACGGCUACCAGUCGACGCGCGGAUCGCGAAUCAAUGCUUCGUGAACAUGGCGCAGACGAGUUUCUCCUAGAAGAUGGAGAAUUAGCGACACAGUUGGCUGCGAAGGAGUUCGAUCAAAAGUUCAACAAGAUACUUGAAAUGAUCGGAGCCGCUACGCUCAAAGACAGCUUGAAGUGCAUCACUCAAGGAGGCACUCUCUGCGUAGCAGGAAGAGUUGGAAAUGAAUGGAUCGUCAAAGACCUAAAUAUUUUAUCCGACAUACCAUGGGGUUCGAAGCUCACUGUGUAUGGUGGGAUGACUCCGGAAUUUAUGUCGACUCCUCUCAAUGAGUUAAUUCAGCAGGUUGAGAAUGGCAGCUUGAAAGUGAAGAUAGGCAAGACAUUUCACAUUGAUCAAAUUGUGGAGGCUCAUCGUUGCAUGGAAGACAGCGCUGCCGAGGGAAAGAUUGUGAUAUUGACUGAAUAG
Molecule: messenger RNA, 981 nt
Organism: Talaromyces amestolkiae
Lineage: Eukaryota; Fungi; Ascomycota; Eurotiomycetes; Eurotiales; Trichocomaceae
Exons: 1
Coding region: 1-981 (326 amino acids)
Molecular function (GO): oxidoreductase activity
Source: RefSeq, a predicted model, not a curated record